AUGGGUUUCCUCUAUUCGCAGUUUCUCGUCCGCCCCAGCUAUCCUACUCGCUCCUUCGAAGGUGAAACAGUACUCGUCACUGGCGCCAACGUGGGUCUCGGCCUGGAAGCGACGCGACACAUCGUGCGCCUGGGUGCUGCCCGGGUGAUUAUAGGUGUGCGCAAUGUUGAGGCAGGCAAAGCGGCCAAAAAGGAGAUCGAGACAUCCACUGGACGAUCGGGAGUAUGCGAAGUGUGGAAGGUCGAUUUGGCUUCCUACGAUUCGGUCUUGGCCUUUGGCGAUCGCAUCGCCCAGCUACCGCGGCUGGAUGCGGCCAUCCUCAAUGCAGCCCUAGCAACGAACAACUUUGAACUUGCAGAGGGCUACGAACGCACCCUCACCGUCAAUGUGAUCAACACCCUCCUUCUCGGUCUUCUCAUUCUCCCCACCCUGAAAGCGACCAGACAAAAUUUCCCUUCUACGCAUCCUCGUCUCACCUUUGUGGUGAGCGAAGUCCAUGCGUGGGCUGACACGACCGAACUGGCAGACGCAGGCGAUCGCAUACUCCAGGCCAUUUCCGAUCCAUCCAAGGCUAAAAUGUCGGGCCGCUAUAUGAUGUCCAAACUGCUCGAGGUCCUCUUGGUGCAGGAGCUGGCCAGUCGGGUGCGCGGCUCGGAAGUGAUAAUCAAUAUGCUCAAUCCGGGUCUCUGUCACUCUGCCCUGGGUCGUGAGUUUGGGUUGGGGUUCAUGCUCAUGAAGAUCGUCAUGGCGCGCUCCACUGAAGUGGGAUCCCGCACUCUGGUUGCUGGUGCCUCCACAGGUCUUGAAGGACACGGCGCCUACAUGACCGAUAGCCAGGUGGAUAAUAUGUCCUUGUCUUCAUUUGUUCGUAGCGACGAAGGCAGUCAGACUCGGGUAAAGCUUUGGAACGAGUUAUCGACUAUUUUGGAAGGUGUGCGGCCGGGGAUCAUGAAGAACGCUCAAUAG
Messenger RNA from Penicillium maclennaniae, 966 nucleotides. Its product is annotated as Short-chain dehydrogenase/reductase family protein. The coding region runs from base 1 to 966 and encodes 321 amino acids. The transcript has a single exon. Lineage: Eukaryota; Fungi; Ascomycota; Eurotiomycetes; Eurotiales; Aspergillaceae. The record is from RefSeq and is a predicted model, not a curated record.